This is a messenger RNA of Ziziphus jujuba (common jujube), 529 nucleotides long. RefSeq lists its product as uncharacterized. Lineage: Eukaryota; Viridiplantae; Streptophyta; Magnoliopsida; Rosales; Rhamnaceae. Bases 1 to 402 code for a protein of 133 amino acids. The record is from RefSeq and is a predicted model, not a curated record. The transcript is spliced from 2 exons.
AUGGCAUCGCUGUGGUACUGUGGAUGUGCCGUCCCUAUGCAACCCCUCCGACACUUCAAACUCAUUAGUAGUAAAGUGUUAAGCAGAACUCAGAUGCCAACGAAACUAUGCCCAAGCCAAAAUAUUCUUCCAACCACUCUCAAUUUCAAUUGGAGAAACAAAGAUGUCUUAAGGUUGCAAACAGGGCAAAGGCAGUUUGCUGUGUAUGCAUCAAACACUAACCCUUCAGGUGGUGAUUCAACCGAAGAGAAAUCAGCUGGAACUAAAACAAGUGAUGCUGCCCAAGGUCCUCCUUUCCUUACUAUUUUGGCUGGAUUCUUAGUCCUCUUUCUCAUCGUUUGGAUUGUCGGAUCAAUUAUAUCCUGGUUGAUUAGUCUAAUUUUCAACUUUCGUCCAAAGUAAGUAGGAUUAUUUUUACAUCAUGCUUCGGUAUUAAUGUUGAAAGUGGACUCAUCUUUGUUUAUGUUAACCCAAUAUAACAUUAUGUUAACCCAGCAUGUUAUAUUAGAUCAAGACUUGCUUUUCUUUC